Messenger RNA from Cynocephalus volans (Philippine flying lemur), 1168 nucleotides. It is a transcript of the gene SAP30BP, whose product is annotated as SAP30 binding protein. Lineage: Eukaryota; Metazoa; Chordata; Mammalia; Dermoptera; Cynocephalidae. The transcript is spliced from 11 exons. Gene Ontology annotation, cellular component: nucleus. The record is from RefSeq and is a predicted model, not a curated record. Gene Ontology annotation, biological process: regulation of DNA-templated transcription. Bases 51 to 941 code for a protein of 296 amino acids.
CGGCUUCUUAGAGUCAUAGGAGUGAGCUAUGCUAGAGCUAUGACAAUAAGAUGGCGGGGAAGAAGAACGUGCUGUCGUCUCUGGCAGUUUACGCGGAAGAUUCAGAGCCUGAGUCUGACGAGGAGAAAGGCGGAUUGGUAUCUAACGCCUAUGGAGACGAUGACUUUACUCGCCUAGGGGGUGAUGAAGACGGUUAUGAAGAAGAAGAGGAUGAGAACAGCAAACAAUCGGAAGAUGACGAUUCAGAGACUGAAAAACCUGAGGCUGAUGACCCAAAGGAUAAUGCAGAAGUAGAAAAGCGAGACCCCCAGGAAUUAGUUGCCUCCUUUUCUGAAAGAGUCCGGAACAUGUCGCCUGAUGAAAUCAAGAUCCCACCAGAACCCCCUGGCAGGUGUUCAAAUCACCUUCAGGACAAGAUCCAGAAGCUUUAUGAGCGAAAGAUAAAGGAGGGAAUGGAUAUGAACUACAUUAUCCAAAGGAAGAAAGAAUUCCGAAACCCCAGCAUCUAUGAGAAGCUGAUCCAGUUCUGUGCCAUUGAUGAGCUCGGCACCAACUACCCAAAGGAUAUGUUUGACCCCCAUGGCUGGUCUGAAGACUCCUACUAUGAGGCAUUAGCCAAGGCCCAGAAGAUUGAAAUGGACAAACUGGAAAAGGCCAAAAAGGAACGAACUAAAAUUGAGUUUGUGACGGGCACCAAGAAAGGCACCACAACCAAUGCCACAGCCACCACCACCACCACCUCCAGCACAGCUGUUGCAGAUGCUCAAAAGAGAAAGAGCAAGUGGGACUCUGCUAUCCCGGUGACAGCGAUAGCCCAGCCCACCAUCCUCACCACCACAGCGACCCUGCCAGCUGUCGUCACGGUCACCACCAGCGCCAGUGGCUCCAAGACCACUGUCAUCUCUGCCGUGGGCACCAUCGUGAAAAAGGCCAAGCAGUGACCUGAGGGGUCUUGCUAGGACUUGACAUGACCAUAUAGCCCAGUGACCACUGAGAGACCCACUUUAUAUGUUUCAGGACCUGCUCCCCAGAUGCCACCUGAGAGGAACCUCAGUGUGGCAUUCCAGCCAGAAGAAGGACAUUGCAGCAGAGGAGUGGGUUCUGUGGACAGCAUCUGUCCACCCAGCAGUUGGGGCCUGUCGCCCUAUUAAAGUGUUGUGUUCUCACA